AUGAUAAUGCUCUUAAAAUAUCUAAGUUAUUUUAAUAUAUAAUAAAGAACUUUGUAAAUGCUGUCUAAAUAAAUUUCCAAAAUAUCUAAAACAGUCAAAAAAAAGAAAUUCACUUUUACAAAAACAACAAAAAACAUAAAGGAUUAGAAAAAAGAAUCUGAAUAUGUUCUUUUGCCAAAAUGGUCUAUAAAAUAACUAGAGACAUGUUAUGCUAUCGCAAUUAAUAAUAUUAACACACUUUGCAUAGUUGCAAUGUGUUCAAUUAUCAAAAUAAUCCAAUUACCAUAUAUUUAGAGCAAAUCAAAUUAUGAGUUACUCGAAAACAAACCCGAAUGUAUUUAACUACAAAUUCUGGAAGGAAUACACACAAACAUAGUAAGUACUUUAAAUUUUAUGUAAAAUACUGAGAAUUAUGAUAAAUUUAUCUCUGGUUCAUUUGAUGGAAGAAUCGUUAUAUGGUCACCACACAAAUUAGUGGAGAGUCAGAUUCAACAAAAAUAAUGGAGUGCUUAAUUUAUUUUGUUAGGGCAUGCUUCUUAUGUGAACUGUUUAAUUUUGUAAAAUGAUGAAAGUUUUAUCUCUGGGAGUAGCGAUAAAACUAUUAAAGUGUGGAAAUAUCAUAAAAUGAAAAAUGAAUGGUCAUGUACACAAACCAUUUGUGAGCAUACUGAUAUAGUUUUAGGAUUAUCUAUUAGUGAAGAUAAUAAACAAUUAAUAUCUUGCGGAGGAGAAAAAAAAAUAAUAAUAAUGAAAUCUACAUCCAACGGCAAAUUUUAAUUAUGUCAGAAGAUUUAAGUAGAUGUAGGAGGUUCCAGAAUAAUAUUCAUUACAAAUGAAUUGUUUAUGUUCCUUUAAGAGUCAUCAACUCAUCUUCAUAUUUAUAAAGCCACAAGAAAAGGCAUUUAUGAGAGGUAUUAAGAAUUUCCAGUUUCAGGAGGAGAACAAAACUGUGAUUAUUAUUUUCCGGCUUUAUACAUCAAACCAUAGAAUCUUUUGGUUCUAAAAAAUGGGAGAUGUGUAAAUUUAAUUAAUAUUUCUAUUAAUCUUAACAAUUUAGGCUAAUUAAUAUAAUGCAAUUUAGAAUAAGUUAUUAUGUUUGGAAAACUUGAAGUCUUAGGAACUUAUGGAACCAUGAGUAAUAAUGGCAAGUUAUUGGUGACAUGGAACUCGACUUCUAACUAAAUAUAAUUUAGAAUAUUAAAAUAUUGGAAUGAAAAAAAUCAAAAUAUUUGA
Paramecium tetraurelia is the source of this 1233-nucleotide messenger RNA. RefSeq lists its product as uncharacterized. Gene Ontology annotation, biological process: iron-sulfur cluster assembly. The record is from RefSeq and is a predicted model, not a curated record. Gene Ontology annotation, molecular function: protein binding. Gene Ontology annotation, cellular component: cytosolic [4Fe-4S] assembly targeting complex. Lineage: Eukaryota; Ciliophora; Oligohymenophorea; Peniculida; Parameciidae. The transcript has a single exon.